GUGCACUUGAUCAAUAAACUUUGGUUUGAUUAGAAUACUAAUUAGUUAGAUCUCAAUGAGGACAUACAAUAGAGAUAGGUAGAGGACUCAUCAUGGAUAUAACCUGUUUAUGCAUGGACAUUGCCAUUGAGGUCUUCCACCAUUUUAAAGUAGUCAACUGGGUGGGGAAUCCUAUUGGUUGGGAGCAAUCAGCUAAUGAUCAGAGCAUUGUCUUCUUCAAAUUGGGUGUUAUGGUUUGUAAAAUGGCUUUAACCUAUAUAACCACCAUCGAGUGGCCACAAUAAAUGAAUGACACAAGAUUUGGUUCAGGACUCCAGCACUACAGGUGGCAGCAAAUAACCAAUAUUAGCUUUACACUUUUUUUAAAUACAAAAGAAGAAAACUGACUACUUUAAAAUUGAGGUAGCCUAAAUACCUAUGACUGUAUAUAUGAAUAGACAAAGCCAUCGAUCACGUGACAACAUGAAUUCCUAUGUGAAUACUCAAUAGCACAUUGAAGCCAAAUUAAGUCGGUUAAGAUGGCAUCUCAAGGAGACAUAGUAACCGAAAGGUUGCAAGAUCGAAUCCCUGAGCUGACAAGGUAAAAAUGUGUCAUUCUGCCCCUGAACAAGGCAAUUAAACCCACUGUUCCUAGGCUGUCGUUGAAAAUAAGAAUUUGUUCUUAACUGACUUGCCUAGUUAAAUAAAGGUAAAAUAAAAAUAAACAUACACAGUUUGAACUACUCCAAGAAGUCAUGUUGCAGUAUUGGUCAGUGCUGCCCCAUCGCAUUGAGUAACUCAAAUUGAAGGGAAACCGGGGUACUGCAGGCUGCAAUUAGUAACUAAAUUAUCCUUACCUUCUUCUGUGUGCGAUUUUAAAAUAAUCUGUUCAAGGACAUACAUCUGGUGUAUUAGAAGCAAUUAUUGGUACCAUGACUGUCUUCUAAAAACAUUUUUAUUUACACAAAGAUUUUUCCAUUCACUAUAGUGGGGGAUCCUGUUUUACACUAACAAUGCUUGCAGUAUCGCGGUAGGCCUUGAACUUCCAUUGCUUCAAUGAGAGGGGGCACUCAUUCCCCCUGGGCGCUGCCCAAGCGGUCACAGACGCUAGUAGCCUAUAAUUGCUCUGAUACAAGUCCUCUAUCUAUCUCUGGGACAAGCGCCGAAGAAUGGACAGCGUUCCCGAGAUUCCAAACUUUACGGAGCAAUUUUUUUGACAGAAAUCAGACAUUCAUAAGUCAAAUAAAUAACAUAGUAAAAUCACAACCAGUACAGUUUUAGUUCCCGAAUCCGGGCCUUUGUCAUGAUGACGUGACACUCUACUACUUAACUGCAGUGGCAGAUUUAAAAACCACAAGUAAUUACGACACACGUUUUACGCCUGCAAGGGGUGUAAAUCAUUAGUGCACACCUGAGUAAACAGUUGCCAAUACAAAACGUUUUCCAUAGAAAACAAGAGUUUCUAUUGGGCAAAUGUAGGUAGGUCACUACCAAUGAUGUGCGUCAUUGGUCAGUUCCGUUCGCUUUUGUUGGCUGUUUGGUUUCCAGCUAGUAAAUACAGCCCAGGUGUAACACACCCUGAAUAUAUUGCCCAACCCUCUUACCAUGGUAUGCGGCACUUGGCCUACUCUUGGCUGAAAAAGGAGGCCGACCGCUGUCAUGAAAAUCAAGGCAUCAAAGCAUAAAGGACAACACGAGGAAAGUAGGCUGGUAAAGAUGGAUAAGAGGAGCGGUCUGCGCCUGUGUCACUUUGGGACAGCCAGGCGAAGGCGAUGGUGGGGUCUGAGGAGAAGAUGGAUUUACAUUUACAUCACUUUUACAUUUACAUGGAGGAUGCUAGGGGUGUUUAAGACCAACCAGGAACAUGACUUAUACAGCCUCACCUGUCUUAUGAAAGAGGGCCUGCAUGCUGUCCUACAGACCAGCAACAACACAACAGUACCUGGUCAACUUUCUGCUGAACAUUACAAAUCGGCGGAGACCCAAGUCCACAAGGACUUGGAGAUGCAGACUUUUGCAGGGCCUGUGUUUGCCGGCCUGCGGCGGUCCCUGGAUAUAACAGAGGAGGAGUACCAGAGGUCCCUCUCUUCAGACGGCUGCUAUCUACAGUUCAUCAGCAACUCCAAGAGCAAGGCUGACUUCUUCCUCACGAAUGACAAGAGGUUCUUCCUAAAGACACAGAAUACGCGGGAGGUUAUGUUUUUCCUAUCCAACCUGAAGGCAUAUGUGGAUCAUUUGGAGAAAUACCCCCAUUCCCUGAUGGUCAGGUUCCUGGGGCUCUAUAGCGUUCAAAUUCCAAAUAAAACAAAGUAUUUCAUUGUGAUGCAGAAUGUGUUUUACCCGGACGAGAGGAUUAAUACCAGAUAUGACAUCAAGGGAUGUGAGGUGGGUAGGUGGACUGACCCUGCAUCUACGGGAAACCCAGUUACUAAGAUUCUGAAGGAUAACAACUUUGAAGGAAAGCACAUCAUUCUGGAUAAGCAGCGCUCCUGGCUUGUGGAUCAGGUUGAAAUAGACUCGGCCUUCCUCCGUAGCCUCAAUGUGCUUGACUACAGUAUCCUGCUGGCCCAUCAACCCUUGCGCCAAGAUGAGCUGGACAGGAAUCACUCCUUUAGUAACCUGACUAUGCGCACUGUAAAGUCAAUGGACCAAGACAGUCCCGCAGAGGAAGAUCCCCCCACUAUUCCGUUGUUGGAGGGGUACUCUGCUCGACUGGCAUCAGAUACAAUAGACAGUGGGUCAGACCACAUCCAGAACACAGGGGAACACUCUGGCCAUGGAAUCCCCCCCCAGGAGAUAAACCUACACUCCGUAAACUGUACAGAAGCAGAACUCCUGGAGUUCCAAGCUCAUCACCGUAGGCUGCUGCCUAAUUUAAAAAACUCUGUGCAUGUCAUAGACGGACCAAAGCUGCGCUACUUUGUGGGUAUUGUAGACUUUUUCACUGUGUACGGUGUGAAGAAAAGGCAGGAGAACCUGUGGAAGAGUCUGCGCUUCCCUGGCAGAGCCUUCUCCACUGUCAGCCCAGCUACCUACUCCCAGAGGUUCUGCCAGUGGGUGAAGGACCACACCAAGUAAAACAGGGACACUGAAGCCCAUUGAAAGACACAGAAGAGACUGUCAAGUGAAUAAUCAAACUUGUUUUGUGAACAGCAUGAACAGUAGGUGGCACCAAAUAGCUUCUGUUGCAGUGGUAGCCUGUUUUUUUUUUAAAUAUAUAUAUAUAUAUAUCUAGAGGAAUUUUACAUUAGUGACAUGUCCCCCAAACAAUUAUCUGGCAGGUUUCUCAAAAAUCAUGUAUGAAUGUGUAUAAAAUGUAUUGGAAUAAGUCGUGACUAGAGAAUCAAUAAUAAAACCUGUCACUGCAUAAGAAA
This is a messenger RNA of Oncorhynchus nerka (sockeye salmon), 3353 nucleotides long. RefSeq names its product phosphatidylinositol 4-phosphate 5-kinase-like protein 1. Gene Ontology annotation, cellular component: plasma membrane. The transcript has 11 exons. Bases 1639 to 3057 code for a protein of 472 amino acids. Gene Ontology annotation, molecular function: 1-phosphatidylinositol-4-phosphate 5-kinase activity. The record is from RefSeq and is a predicted model, not a curated record. Lineage: Eukaryota; Metazoa; Chordata; Actinopteri; Salmoniformes; Salmonidae. Gene Ontology annotation, biological process: phosphatidylinositol phosphate biosynthetic process.